This is a messenger RNA of Vicia villosa (hairy vetch), 1722 nucleotides long. RefSeq names its product sulfite exporter TauE/SafE family protein 3-like. Lineage: Eukaryota; Viridiplantae; Streptophyta; Magnoliopsida; Fabales; Fabaceae. The record is from RefSeq and is a predicted model, not a curated record. The transcript is spliced from 12 exons. The coding region runs from base 162 to 1559 and encodes 465 amino acids. Gene Ontology annotation, cellular component: membrane; Cul4A-RING E3 ubiquitin ligase complex. Gene Ontology annotation, biological process: protein ubiquitination.
CAUUCUAAAGAAAUUUCCUUCUUCAACCAUAUACUAACUAAAAGCAAAGAAAAACAAAAAUCCAAUAGAAAAAAGUUGAGAAAUUUUGUAUACAAAAUUGCUCUUAAAUCAUCAUAUCAUUUUUCCUAAGCUUUCUAUCUCUGGCUUUUCACCUUCCAAACAUGGCUACAGUAGUAAAACACACUGCAAGAACAAUGCUGACCUUGUGUAUCAUUACUAUGAUCUGUAGUGUGAGUUUAGCAGAAAGAGUUUUGAAAGAAAAAGAAACAAUAAAUCAUGUUGAGAAAGAAACAAAAGGGUUUCUAAAAGCAGUGGUUGAUUUCUUAUGGGACAGUGGAAAAGGUUCUUAUGAACCUGUUUGGCCUGAAAUGAAAUUUGAUUGGAAAAUCAUAGUUGGAUCAAUUGUUGGAUUUUUGGGAGCAGCUUUGGGAAGUGUUGGAGGUGUUGGUGGUGGAGGGAUUUUUGUUCCUAUGCUUGCAUUGAUCAUUGGUUUUGAUUCCAAGUCUUCUACAGCCAUUUCCAAGUGUAUGAUUAUGGGUGCGGCAUUGUCAACUGUUUACUAUAAUAUGCGGCUUAGACAUCCAGCGCUAGAUAUGCCGCUUAUAGAUUACGAUUUGGCUUUGCUUUUCCAACCUAUGUUGAUGCUUGGAAUAAGUAUUGGAGUUGUAUGUAAUGUCAUGUUUGCGGAUUGGAUGGUCACGGUUUUGCUUAUCAUCAUAUUCAUAGGUACAUCAACAAAAGCAUUAUUGAAAGGCAUAGAUACAUGGAAAAAGGAAACAAUAUUGAAAAAGGAAAAAGCCAAACAGUUAGAAGAAGAACCAAAAACAGGUGAAGACUACAAACCCCUACCAAGUGGUCCUGCUGGUGCACAAGAUGAAGUGGUCCCUUUGCUAAAGAACAUUUAUUGGAAAGAAUUAUCACUCCUUGUGUAUGUUUGGGUGGCUUUUCUCAUUAUUCAGAUUGUUAAGACAUACACCAAGACUUGCUCCAUUGAGUACUGGAUUCUUAAUUUCUUGCAGGUUCCUAUUGCUAUCUCUGUUGCGCUUUUUGAAGCUGUGUGUUUGUUCAAAGGAACAAGAGUUAUUCAAUCGAAAGGGAAGGAAAUUACAAAUUGGAAGGUUCAUCAAAUUUUGUUAUAUUGUUUUUGUGGAAUUAUAGCUGGUAUGGUUGGAGGUUUGCUCGGUCUAGGAGGCGGCUUCAUUUUGGGUCCACUUUUUCUAGAAAUGGGAAUUCCUCCUCAGGUAGCAAGUGCUACAUCAACAUUUUCCAUGCUUUUUUCAUCCUCCAUGUCAGUAGUGCAAUACUACUACUUAGAUCGAUUCCCGGUACCUUAUGCUUCGUACUUUGUUUUGGUUGCAACCAUUGCUGCAUUUGCUGGCCAACAUGUAGUGAGAAAGAUAAUUGCGAUCCUCGGUCGAGCAUCCAUUAUCAUCUUCAUAUUAGCAUCAACCAUUUUCAUAAGUGCAAUCAGUUUAGGUGGAGUAGGAAUAGAGAAUAUGAUUGUGAAGAUGGAAAAUCAUGAGUACAUGGGGUUUGAAAAUCUUUGCACUCAAUCUUAGGUGUGUUAUUAUGGAUGAAGAGAAUAACAUUUCUCAAACUCUUCAUGUGAUUAUAGGUUAUCUAUUCCAUUUUCAUUCAAGCAAAUUUGGAAAGAUUGUGCUAAAUAUUGUAUUCCUUAAUUUAUUUAUUUUGUACUCCAUUCUGCAACGGUUGGCUGCAUUA